AUCUGCUGGGUCAUUCCUGAUUGACAUCAAAGCUUCAAUGCUUUUUGUGCUCAGUAUUAUUAUAUUGGCCCCUAUAUUGGCAUUAGCACUGAGCUCGUCUGAAUGGGACCAUCGGUCUGCAUAAUUGGCCAUCGUUACACAAGCGCGGGCUGUUUUUAACGGAUAGUGUACAUCAGAUUGUUUUCUUUCAUCGCCAGACACACGUUUAUUGAACCAACCAUGGACAAGUACGUUACCAUCGAAGAAUAUCGAGAGUUGAGGAAGAACGAGUUCACGGACAAGUAUCCGCACACGUUGGGCGAGUAUGAAGGAGUGCAGCUAAACUUCAGUGUUUGUGAAAUGAUGGAUGAACUCAGGUCAUUUGAGGUCAGAGCCGACGACUGUUGGAUCGUCACCUACCCAAAAGCAGGCACAACGUGGGUCCAGGAGAUCGUGUUGUGCGCAAAGCAUGAUGGGAACCUGCAGGAAGUCAACAAGACACACACUAAGUUCCAGGUGCCGUUUCUGGAGCAGAGUAUGCCCCAGGAAAUAAGGCGCCUCAAAAACCUUCCGCCGACUCACAGAAUAGCGGCCGAGAUACCUUCUCCCCGGGUUAUCAAGUCCCACCUUCCCGGCCAGCUCCUGCCUCCACAAAUCUGGACCAAGAAAGCCAAGAUCGUCUACGUCAUCCGUAAUCCAAAGGACUUGAUGGUGUCUUAUUUCUACUUCGAGAACCUGUUAAAUUUGAAGGGCGCAGGGCUACCGUUUGAGGAGUAUUUAGAAUACAGAAACUCAAACAAAGCAAGUUACGGAUCUUGGUGGGACCACUACUUGUACUUUUGGAAGAGAAGGCACCAACCCAACGUUCUGUUGCUACGGUUUGAAGAUUUGAAAAGAGAUCUGCGAGGAAACGUGGAGACAAUCAGUCGGUUUCUGGGCAAGGCUCUGUCUGCCAAGACACUGGAUGACAUCACGGAGCAUUGCUCAUUCGACAACAUGAAGAGCAACCCCAUGAUCAACCCUGACUACUUACUUUCAACCGACGAGAGACCUGGCCGUUCCUUUAUGCGGAAAGGUAAAAGUGGGAGUUGGAAGACCCACUUCACUGUGGCGCAGAACGAAGCCAUGGACGCCCUCAUUAAGGAGAAGCUGCACGGUACCGGACUCACCUUCGAUCACUGACCAAUCAGAUUGCAUUGAUUUGUUAGAGCUAGCCAAUCAGGCAUUGGAACAGUACAGCGAUGAAACAGAAAAGGCGUUAUGCCUACUUACUCUGAACGUUACUAAUUUUACUGAUAGAAGUGAAGCCAGAUAACCUUUCAUUUGAGUAAAAGUGUAUAGGACCUACCCCAUUAAAUUAUGACAUAAAUCGGCAACAAUUCUCGAAUAAAUGGUUGAUAAUUAUUUUACCUUUGACAUAUAAAUUGUCCCCGGCUCAGAAUUUGAUCUUUUGGUCUUUGGAACCAAUGGAGUGCCCGACUUCAAAACGAGACCUGCAUUCUCUCCCCAAUGCUGCAAAAUGUUACCAUACCUACGCCAUUGUACGAGUCAUGUAGUAGAACACUUGUAAUUUGUUUCUCAUAUUUGCUCUUUCACGGGACAGUAAAUAGUGUUUAUAUGUUUACAUGUGACUUUUAGCCUUCGAAAGGUAAAUACAAUUUGCGAAUUUCAAUCACAAUAA
This is a messenger RNA of Patiria miniata (bat star), 1660 nucleotides long. RefSeq names its product sulfotransferase 1C2-like. The coding region runs from base 220 to 1161 and encodes 313 amino acids. Gene Ontology annotation, biological process: sulfation. NCBI's taxonomy places the organism in Eukaryota, Metazoa, Echinodermata, Asteroidea, Valvatida, Asterinidae. The transcript is spliced from 7 exons. Gene Ontology annotation, cellular component: cytoplasm. The record is from RefSeq and is a predicted model, not a curated record. Gene Ontology annotation, molecular function: sulfotransferase activity.